CAUACGUUGCCGAGGCAUGGGGCUCAGACGAGUACCAUCCUCUGAGCCACACAGGAUCCAAUCUCAGUAUCGAUGGAGGAAUGGGCUACACAAUCAUUGACACUCUCGAUACACUCAUCCUCUUUGGUGAGGAGUCAGAGUAUAAGCGCGCUAGGGAUUGGGUGCGGACCAAUUUGCACGGGGGUGCUGACAAGUGGGGCAAGAGGGGCAAAAUGAACGUCUUCGAGACAGUGAUACGAACGCUGGGCGGUCUUCUCUCCGCUUAUGCACUCUGCACAGAGCACCCAUCGAACAUCGAAGGUCUCACGUCAUCCUUUUACAGGAUCUGCGACCCCGGGGAUGCUCAGAUGUUCUUGGAAACUGCCGAGCAACUCUCCCACCAUCUGCGACCGGCAUUCGACACGCCGACUGGUAUCCCCAAGCGGGAAGUCGACUUCCACUCUGGCGAAGCAUUCGUCGACGUGGACAAUAAUGGGGCGUCGAGCUUAGCUGAAGCUACUACGGUCCAGAUGGAGUUCAAAUACCUCUCUCAUCUACUGCAGGAGAAGAGUCUAUGGACCUUGGCGGAACGGCCCAUGGCGGCCGUGCGUGAAGCUACGAGGACCGGGACUCAGGAUGGUCUAUUGCCGAUCUUCAUCAGUGCUGAGACUGGUCAAUUCUACCUUUCACCGGUCCGAUUGGGAUCUCGAGGUGACUCGUACUUCGAGUAUCUCAUCAAGCAGUACGUGCAAACGAACCGGUCAGAGGAGGUGUAUAGGGACAUGUUUGACCGCUCCAUGACUGGCGUCAAGAAGCACUUGGUCCAGAAGAGCACCUUCUCGGAUCCUCCUUUUCUUUUCACCUCUGAGAUCAUUCCAAGGGUAAUGGGCAAGGGUCAAGCGCCCGUCUUCAGACUGCUGCCUAAGCAGGACCACCUCGUCUGUUUCCUAGGCGGCGCCCUGAUGCUGGGCGCGCACGAGAUUGGGGCUCCCUACGCAGGCGCCCAGUCGGGUUCGAUGACCGUCUCUGCUGUUCAGCAGGAAGACUGGACUGUAGGACAUGAGAUUGUGCGAGGGUGUAUGACUACGUAUCAGGAGACUAGCACUGGUCUCGGUCCCGAAAUCGCCUUUUGGAGAGCUCCCAACGAUCCUCAGGGCAAGGAAGAAGAUUGGUAUAUCAAGCAGCCUGCGCCUGAAGUUGAGGGUAAGCCAGCUGCGCCCUUGAUCGAUGCGAGGAACAUCUUGCGGCCGGAAACAGUCGAGUCUCUAUUUGUUGGUUUCCAUCUUAGCGGUGACCCAAUUUAUCGCGAGUGGGGUUGGGAGAUCUUCCAGGCCUUUGAGAAGCAUUGCAAGCUGCCCAAUGGCGCGUAUGCGGGAAUCAAGGAUGUGGAUGCUGACCUGGACGCAAUAGAGCACGAAGACAAGAUGGUGAGUGAGCGAGCGAGCAGUAAUGCGGCGUAAUGUGGUGAUCCUCUUGCUAAUCUUUCUCAUGCUCGGAAUCACGUAAACCUGCCCUUGACAGGAGACCUUCUGGCUCAGUGAGACGCUCAAAUAUCUGUAUCUGCUCUUCGAUGAUCAGUCCACUUUGCCGCUCUCACAGUGGGUCCUCAACACCGAGGCUCAUCCAUUGCCCAUCUUUGCACCAACAGAGGCGACGUCCUUCAAGUAAGGUAAAAUGUGUGGGUGAUGGGCAUGAAAA
Messenger RNA from Microstroma glucosiphilum, 1677 nucleotides. RefSeq names its product seven-hairpin glycosidase. Gene Ontology annotation, molecular function: mannosyl-oligosaccharide 1,2-alpha-mannosidase activity; calcium ion binding. NCBI's taxonomy places the organism in Eukaryota, Fungi, Basidiomycota, Exobasidiomycetes, Microstromatales, Microstromataceae. The transcript has a single exon. Gene Ontology annotation, biological process: N-glycan processing; carbohydrate metabolic process. The record is from RefSeq and is a predicted model, not a curated record. Bases 81 to 1439 code for a protein of 452 amino acids. Gene Ontology annotation, cellular component: membrane; endoplasmic reticulum.